AUGGAGGAUGAAGAUGGGACUUGUCUACUUGAUGUUUUGUGUGACCCCCAAGCCCUGAACGACUUCCUUCAUGGGACCAAUGAGCUGCAGACUGAAGACCUGCUCAUUAGCUCCUCCUCUGGGGAGCCCUCCCUCUUCACAGAUGCCCCGAGCCCCAUCUCUUUGCUGGGAGAUGGCAGGGAUUCCCCAGACACACCUCCACCUGGGUGUGUGGACCUGUCCUUCCUGGAGGAGGUCCUCCUGUCGUCACCGGAGGGCGGAGAAGACCCACAGGUGGAGCAGGGUGGGACGCCCGCGGAGGCAUUCGUGGCAAAGAAGGGGGAAGUGGAGGAAGCGGAGGAGGCAGAGGUGGCAUGUGAUAUCCUGCAGCAGAGCCUGCAGGAGGCUGAGAUCACAGAGCAGACCAUGGCUCUGGAGGCAGGGCUGGCCCAACCUGGGGACAGCCUGUCCCUGUACUCACCUGCCCCUCUCCUCUCCCCACCCGCCGUGCCAUUCAUACCCAAAUCCGUGACCUUGCCCAUCACUCAGGCGUUGCCCAGAGACACCCAGGCAGCAGUGGAGCCUCCCCAGCCCUCCCUCCUGGCUGUCGGGCCGGGCUGCCCUUCUCUAAAACCCGCCGCCCCUCCUCAGCUAAUGGGGCUUUUGCCCGGGAAUGUGUUCGCCGCUGCUUCACCAGAGACCUCCUUCUCUCUGAGUCCUGCCCAGGCGUCCAGUAUGAUCAUCCACAAGGCCGUUCCCAGCGUGACCGGUCGUCCCCUCAUCACCCCGACCCUGAGAGCAGCAGCGGCGGCGGGCCUCGUCCUGCAGCGCGCCCCUUUUCCCAUUCAACCCAAGAUGCCCAUCAGUAUUCAGCCCAGACUGGUUCAGAUUAGCCCCAAGCCUUCUGGGCAAAAACACACACCAGGUCUUACAUUUCUCCCUGGGACUGCUUCACCAAAUAUUUUACUCUCCCAAACUCCAGGCCAAAAGCCCGCGGCUCCGCCACCGCAGGCCUCGCAGCAGCUCCCCAAACCGGUCAGCCUGCAGCUGGUCAACCAGGGUGGCUCCUUUGUGCUCCAGCCUCAGGGACUCUUCCAAGGCCAAAACCAGUUCCUUCUUCCAGGCCAGUCCCCUGUUACCAUCUCCCAGUCUGCCAGUGCAGCUCGACCGCUGCUGACCCCCAGUCACCACGGCGCGUCGCUCCACAAUGUGAAUCCCUCCGCGGGGCAUCUGGUAGAAGGCUCUCAGAUCCUCACUGUGCCCCAAAGACAGCUGAACUUCAGCCCCAUCUUCACGACCUCUUCAGGGCAGCUAGCGCUCCGCCAGGCCACUGUGCUUUCAGGACCUUUGCAGCUACAGUCAGCGCCCCCUACUGUCUUCCAGAUGCCAGCACAGCUGGCUGGAACCUACACCCCAGGAGGGCAGGGCCAGCGUACCACCCUGGUCCACGGUCCCGCUCUUGGAAACCACAUUACCUUGAUCAACAGUUCAGGGGUGCUGCCCCCAGAUCUCACUUCCAUCUCAAUCGUCAACGGCCCCUCGGUAGUUCGGGGUCUGCCUUUUGCUGCCCGGGCUCCGGUGCCUCAGACAGGAGAAGGACAGCUGAGCCUCCAGCAGGCUUCUGUGGUGCUGCUGCCAGAAAGACCCAUUCAAGAGGAGAGGACCGGCUCAGAGGAGACGUUCCACCAGCUAUCGCAGCCUUACGGACAUGUCCUCCACCACCUCUCGGUGCAGCCCACCCCUGCAGGGCUGCAGUCCUCCUCUCCUCCUGCGGUCACAGUCCUGCAGCCUCCCCCUGAACCCCCCGAACCACCUCUGGACCCCGAACCAGCUGUGGAGAUCCCUAAACUCUUGAUGGCCCCAUCAGUCAUGACCCAAGUAGUGGAGGAGGUGACCCACUCGAUGAGUCAGAACGAGGCCUUUAUGCAACACCUGCAGCAGCAAGCACUUAGUUCUCCCAUCACAUCUGAACUGUUGGUCGGGUCGCUGCCAGCGGCACCGAUGGAGUCGCUGGCCUCCCCGGUGGCCAAUGAGAGAGAGGCCCAGGCGGCCUCGGGUCAGGACGCCCGCACCGCGAUGUCCGACCAGUGCGUCGAGGCUUCCCCGCUUCACUCGGACCCAGCGGACGCUCCGCUGAUCUGCUCCCCCUCUCCCAUCCAGGACACAGAGAGACCAGCCCCGCCCAGUUUCUCCACUCAGAUACCUGCCCCUGGACCUGAGGGUUCAGUCACGGCUCCCCAGUCUCGCAUCGAGCCCCAAGUCCAGUACCAGGUCCCUCAUCAGCUCCAGGCCUCACAGGCCUUAUUUGCCCAGAACCCGGUGCAGAUAGAGCCGGCUGUCUCACAGACCCGGACCCAGGUCCAGGUCCAGCCCUCCGUCUCCCAGCCUCAGUCCUCCGUCAGCGCUUCAGUCCACAGCCCCCCCCCUCUGCGUGUCUCGGUGCCUCAUCAGCAGCCUGAUCCCACAGCUGCGUCUGCCCGUCUCUCCGAAGGAGGAGGCGAGUCCGCUGUCCAACAGCACACACAAAUCAAGCCAACAGCUGCCUUGGUCGUGGAGAGUAAAGCGUUUACUCUCGAUGUCCAUCCGCCCUCUCCUGCAGCCCCGGGUGUCCAGGCUCACAGGCCCCCCCCCGCCCCCAUCCAGACCACCGGCACCAAGCUGGCAGAUCCUGCGGAGCAGCCGAGAGACGAGAGGCUCACGCCAGCGACGCGCCGGCACAGGUUCCAGCAGCAGAUUUGUUCGGACCGCGCGGCGGUUCAGACCCCGUUCGCCGGCCCGGCCUUUCCCACGCUGAAGGACGCCGUGAAGCGCCUGCUGCCGUACCACAGCUGCGCCGGUCACCUGCCCACGCAGGAGGACUUCAAUUUAGUGGACCAGGAGUUUGACACCGUGUCCGGUUUCCUGCUGAAACGCACCAAGGACAUGGUCAACAAAUACAGGCAGCUCCUGGUGAGAGAAGCCCAGCAGGAGAGUCCGUCGGCAGAGAUGGUGAUGCUGGAGCGUCUCUUCCUCCAAGCUGAGCGAUGCGCUUUAGCAGAGGACAGACGGAGAGUCCGCAGAGACCCAGAGUCCUUUAUGACGGCCUUGGCUACAUCAGCGUCUUCCCCCCACGGGGCCCCCUCCUCCGGCAGCCCCUCGUCUCCCCCAGCCUGGACCAGGCUGUCCGACCGGCCCCCGGGGCUGAAGACGUACCGCUCCAGCUCCCGCGGGGCUCUCCGGCUCACCAUCAAGCAGGAGUCCGGCUCCCGUAAGGUGGUUCACAACUCGGCCUGCGACCCGGGACUCAAGAGGGACCACACGGGGCAGCUGACCAACGGCGGCGGAGCUGUGAAGGAACGCCACCCUCAGGCCCCCAACGGAGCGCCGCGGCGUCCCGAGCACGACGAGGAGGGGGGCUCCAACGGGGCGGUGCUUUGCGACGCCGUGAAGGAUGUCCCACAGGCGGCACCCCAUCCCAAAAUAAAAGCCCCAAACCCUCUUUCUAUGCCAGAGCCACAGGUCGGUUGCUUCGAGUUGCCUCCCAGAGAUGUCAGCGGCCCCAAACUGAAAUGCUACAGGUUGGACGAGUCGCCUCGGCCAGAGCCGCGGUUCAGCCCGCCGCCGCCGCCCCUCCAAGAGGACAACAUGCUCACUGAACAUCUGCAGAGUGCCAUCGACAGCAUCCUGGAGCUCCAGCGCCUGCAGGGCCCCUCUGCGGCCCCGACCAGGGCCACGUCAGGCCCUUCGCUGGACCAUGCCGUCACCAGCAUCCUGGAGGGACACCUGUGA
Molecule: messenger RNA, 3747 nt
Organism: Cyclopterus lumpus (lumpfish)
Lineage: Eukaryota; Metazoa; Chordata; Actinopteri; Perciformes; Cyclopteridae
Product: BRD4-interacting chromatin-remodeling complex-associated protein
Exons: 12
Coding region: 1-3747 (1248 amino acids)
Biological process (GO): positive regulation of DNA-templated transcription
Cellular component (GO): SWI/SNF complex
Source: RefSeq, a predicted model, not a curated record